Aspergillus costaricaensis CBS 115574 is the source of this 470-nucleotide messenger RNA. RefSeq lists its product as uncharacterized. The transcript is spliced from 2 exons. The record is from RefSeq and is a predicted model, not a curated record. NCBI's taxonomy places the organism in Eukaryota, Fungi, Ascomycota, Eurotiomycetes, Eurotiales, Aspergillaceae. The coding region runs from base 63 to 377 and encodes 104 amino acids.
GGCUACAUCAGCACGCAGACGCUAUAUCCCCUGUGCCCUCUACUUCGAUUUACGAUUUCAAGAUGAAAUUCACUGCUACAAUUGGGACUUUGAUGUUCAGCCUAUCAGCCUCUGUCAGUGCGGCUGUAACUGGGAACUGUACGCCAGGCAUGAAUUACUGUCAAGUCGUGCUUGACGAUGUUGGCGGCAACCAGGAUGCGAUGCAUGAUGCGAUAGUCCGAUGGGGUUCCCCUGAAGCCGCUCGCUACCCAGGUGUCUGGGGUAGUUACCUGUUCCAUUGCAAUGCCGACAAAUCACUUAGUGUUGUUGAGGAAUGCCGUAUCAUCUGUAUCAACAGUGGCGCUGGAAAGAGUGACGUCUGUGAUAACCCGGUGUAGAUGGUGCAACAGAUGAGGGUGAAGCAUGUGGCCAUGAGUAGAUUGCGGAUUAGGCAGUUAUUUGUCCAUCAUGUAUCCAGAUAUUGAUCGUGG